Diachasmimorpha longicaudata is the source of this 5517-nucleotide messenger RNA. RefSeq lists its product as uncharacterized. Gene Ontology annotation, biological process: DNA integration. The record is from RefSeq and is a predicted model, not a curated record. Gene Ontology annotation, molecular function: nucleic acid binding. Bases 1 to 5517 code for a protein of 1838 amino acids. The transcript is spliced from 4 exons. Lineage: Eukaryota; Metazoa; Arthropoda; Insecta; Hymenoptera; Braconidae.
AUGGCAGAUGAUGGAGAGUAUAAGUCAACGGAACAUAUCGAAACCAACGUCGAGGUCAACCCAGAGCAUGAAGACUCGGCAAAUGCUGUCGAAACUCUCCCUCCAAUCAACCCCUCAACAAUUAAAACGAGGAAAUCAGAAAUUACAACGAUGCCAUCAACCAUAAGCACACCAACGCAGCUCUCAACAGGAACAACCAACCAAUUAGAGUUUCUACAGGACAGAAUUAGAGAAUUCAACGCAAUCAACGAAGAACUGAGUGAAUUAAGAGCCUCAGAUACAACGCUGGAAGAACUCAACGGCCAAGAGGAGUAUCUAAAGGACGCCUGGAUCGAAUUUGCUGAUCGAUCACAGGCAUUGAUUGCAACUCUACCCGCAGAUCACAGCUAUAUGACGGGAAAAGUAUUUCUCAAAACAGGAGAAUUGAAACGUCAGACGCUGAAGAGGAUUUGGAAACUCAAAGGGGAAGUAUCAACGAAGGAGAAAUUAUCUGCUGGGAGAACAACAAAUAGUCAACUUAAACGAAUCGACCUCCCAACAUUUCAAGGUAGAUUUUCUCAAUGGAAAGAAUUUUCUGAUCUUUUCCAGAAUCUGGUUGGAAGAAAGCCAGACGUGUCGCCUGCAGAAAAGCUGGUGAGGCUGAAGGAGGCUCUUAAGGGACCUCCAGCUGAGCUCAUCUCAUCCUUUACCGCUACGGACGUCAACUAUGAGAAGGCAUGGGACAAACUUCAACGACAUUACGAAAAUCCACGUCUCAUCGCCGGACACUUAUUCAACAGGGUGGUUAACUUGCGACCAAUGGCUAAGGGAGAUGCCAAGGCCAUGAUCGACAACGCUCAUAUUGCUCGUGAGACGGUGGAUCAGCUGAUAAGCACCGCCGGGAUUUCCAAAGAAGAUCUGGGCGAGCAAUUCGUAUUUCACUUGCUCAAACGUUCCAUGGAGGCUGACAUACGCACCACAUGGGAACAGAAGCUGGGAACUUCAACGAAUUUCGUACCUCUGCAGGAGUUAGUCAACUUCCUGGAGUCAACAGCAAGAGGCAUGACUCCAGAUGAUCAACAUGACUCAACAAUUCCUCACAGGCCUAAGGAAAAACCUCAACGCGCAACACCAACUAGUGCACGUGUUUAUCAUGCCGCCGAAGCAACAAUUCAACGUAAGGAACCUCAGCAUAUUAAGCCUGCUGAUUGCUGUGGGUACUGCAACGCCAAGCACUUCAUUGAAAAGUGUCCAGUAUUCCUCAACCUCCCACCGCAGAAAAAACUGGAGCAUCUCUCAACAACACGGCUAUGCUACAACUGCUUCGGCACACACCUGGUGUCGAAAUGCAAGUGCACUAAAUCUUGCAUGAAAUGUCAACACAGGCAUCACACGUUGUUGCACAUGGACCCAACAGACAGAGAGAGACCAUCGACAUCAGCAAUCAACAGCAGUCCAGAGCAACAACCAACGAGGGAGGAAUCAGGUCGUCCAACAUCAACUCAGUCAACUAGAUCCAACGAGAAAUCAACAGAUUCAACGACUGACAAGGGGAUUUACGCCCCCCGAAGUCAAGUCGAAGAAUCGACUCAACGGAAUUCGAGCAACGUAGAGGACACUAAGUUCUCCCACAAAUCAACGGAUCAACGAUUAGUGCUCUUGGCUACGGCUAACGCCAGGGCAUUCUCCAAUAGCGGGUUCUACACCAUCGCAAGAAUCCUCAUCGACCAAGGCUCAGAGCUUUCAUUUAUUUCGGAAAGCCUGGUUCAUCAACUUCAACUACAACGACGACAUUCAACGAUCGAACUCAUCGGAAUUGGUGGAAAACACGCACGUUCAACGAGAGGGAUUGUGGCAGUCACGCUCCAAUCAACGAAACAGCCAUUUCAACAAGUUGAGAUCAACGCCCACAUCCUACAAAAGCUAACCUCACGGUUAUCAACGUUCUCAUGCUCAUCUGCAUCAAUCGGACCACUGCAGCAGCUUCAACUGGCAGAUGAGAAAUACUCAACACCUGGACCUAUCAACAUAAUUAUCGGAGCUGACAACUACGGGAAAAUCAUCGGCAACGGGAUUAAAAAAUCCAACGAUGAUCAAUUAGUUGGCCAACUAACAACAUUCGGAUGGAUCCUAUCCGGUCCAUUAUGCAACACAAAGUAUUCAACGAGGACCUCCUUACCCGCGGCAAGGGGAUCUUCUAACGAACAUUUAACGGAGCUUCUACAAAGAUUCUGGGUCCAGGAAGAACCACCAAUCUCAACAAAUACAACCAACGAGCUCACACCAGACGAACUAGAGUGUGAAGAACACUUUCAACGCACUCAUCAACGAAACACGUCAGGGCGCUACAUUGUGCGAUUGCCACUUCGCACAUCAACAGCAGCGCUCGGAGAAUCGAAGAGUAAAGCGCUUCGUCAACUCCAGUCGGUGAAACGAAGAUUAAGCGCUAAUCCUGACUACAAACCAGCAACAAAUUACUACCUGCCACAUGAUGGGGUUCUGAGAGAAGAUUCGCUAACCACGAAGCUUCGAGUAGUCUUCAACGGCUCCAACAAGACAUCAACGGGUAUCUCACUCAACGACAUCCUCCACGCGGGCGGAAAGCUCCAAGUGGAUGCAAUGGAUGUACUCACAUGGUUAAGACGACAUCGACUCGUCUUCGGCACCGACAUCGUUAAGAUGUUUCGACAAAUCAACGUACACCAUGACGAUUGGAAUCUUCAACGCAUUCUUUGGAUAGACGAAAAUCAACAACUUGUGACAUAUCAACUGACAACGGUCACAUAUGGACAGAAAUGCUCUCCAUGGCUCUCUUUGAGAGUUCUUCAACAACUCGUCAACGAUGAAGGUCAACGAUUUCCUGCAGCAGUGCUACCGUUAACUAAAGGCCGUUAUGUCGACGACAUUUACGGUGGAGCGGACUCUGAGGAAGAAUUCAAAGAAAUAGCAACUCAACUUCAACAGAUCUGCCAGGCAGGCGGAUUUCCACUUCAAAAAUGGACCAGCAAUCACCCAGAGAUACUCAAUCAACUCAACUUGUCAACGGGACCGGCAGGUACAGUGCAAUUCGAGGAAGCAGUCAUCAAAACGCUCGGAUUGUGCUGGCAUCCAGCAACAGAUUUAUUUCAAUAUAAAUCGAGAAUAUUCAACUCAACGAGCUUCACCAAGAGGGUACUGCUAUCGGAAAUACCUGAAAUUGUCGAUCCUCUUGGAUUCAUCGCACCAGUCAUUGUUGGAGGAAAAAUAUUCAUCCAAGAACUAUGGCUGCUCAAACUUAAUUGGGAUGAUCAAGUUCCAUUCGACUAUGUUCGAAGGUGGAAAGAGUUCAGGGAGGAACUCGCACAACUAAAUCAACUUUCCAUCCCAAGAUGGCUAAAUCUAUCGCCAACUAUCAUCAACGUACAAAUACAUGGAUUUGCCGACGCAUCAACAGCUGCCAUAGGAGCAGUCGUUUAUCUACGAGUUCAACGAGACAACGAAACACGAACAAUCAGCUUGGUGUGUGCAAAAACAAGAGUUGUACCACUGAAAAAGCUGACGAUUCCACGUCUAGAGCUAACCGUGGCCCUUCUGCUAACAAAAAUUGUGAGCUGGGCACAACAAACAUUGGAAGUCAACGCAGAAACGUACCUCUGGUCUGAUUCGUCUGUAGCUUUGGCAUGGAUCAACAGCCAUCCAUCGAGAUGGAAGGAAUUCGUUAACAAUAGAGUAACGAAAAUCCAGGAAGCAUUACCAACAGCCGUAUGGAGACAUGUCGGUGGGAUUUACAACUCUGCUGACUGCGCUUCACGUGGCAUCUCACCGAGUCAACUCAACGAACAUCACCUUUGGUGGAAAGGUCCUGACUGGCUAGCAAAACCGCCGUCAGCCUGGCCACAAAAUACAACCAGUUCUCCAACGGAGGUGUCUCUUGAAGAGAGACCAGCAACAGCUCACCCAGUAGCUGCUGAAGCUAGGCAGCAUCCACUGGCAGAGUUCCUCUACAGAUAUUCUACUUUAUCCAAAGUAUUACAAGUCACCGCAACGAUGAAUCAAGCCAUACAACGACUUCGAAGACAACCAACGCCCGAAUCACCAGUAUUAACAACGAUAGAACUCAACGAAGCGAGGACAUUCUGGGUUAAGGUAACACAAACCCAAUACUUUGAAUCUGUGUUUCAGAACCUCAACAGAGACAGCCAACUACCUCGCCAACAUCCAUUGGCCAAGCUCACACCGAGAAUUGAUGAUCAAGGAAUUCUCAGGCUUGGUGGACGACUAAAGAACUCAUUGCUUGAUCCAGACGAGACUCACCCAAUUAUCUUACCACGACAAUCUCGCCUGACAACGCUCAUCAUCAACGAGGCUCACCAGAAAACACUCCACGGGGGAGUUCAACUCACCAUGGCUCAUAUCAGACAACGAAACUGGAUCGUUGGUGGCAGAAAAUCAGUCCAUGCAUUAAUUCUGCGCUGUACUGUCUGCACCAGAUUCAGGGCAACACGAGCCCAACAGUUAAUGGGUCAACUUCCAACAUCUAGGGCAACGCCUUCAAGACCAUUCCUGCAUACUGGAGUAGACUAUGCAGGGCCAUUUCCAAUCUUCAAGUGGAGACCAACGAACGCGCAACCAUCAUCAGUUCAUAUAGCUGUUUUUGUGUGUUUCACAACCUCAGCGGUUCACCUUGAACUAGUCACCAGACAAACAACGGAUGCAUUUAUCGCAGCAUACAAACGAUUUACUGGAAGGCGAGGCAUUCCAGCUGUUCUGUACAGUGACAAUGCAACGACAUUUGAAGGAGCAGCCAACGAACUCAACAGACUCAACAACCAACAAUCUCCAGAAAAUCGACAAAUUAAAGCUGCUCUUGCCUUCAACGGAACCCAGUGGCAAUUCAUCCCACCAAAUGCCCCUCACUUCGGAGGCAAGUGGGAGGCCGCUGUCAAGUCAACGAAGUAUCAUCUACGACGAGUAUUGGGAACAACAACGUUAACAUACGAAGAGCUCAACACGAUCCUGGUACAAAUCGAGGCCUAUCUCAAUUCACGGCCUAUUGUCCCGAUGAGGGAUGAUCCAGAUGACCUUCAGGCUCUCACACCAAGGCAUUUCCUCAUCGGAGAACCUCUUCAACUACUCCCGGAGCCAUCUCAACUCAACACAAAUAUCAACAAAAUCACACGAUGGAAUCUGGUGACCCAGAAAAUACAACAAUUCUGGUCGAGAUGGUCCAGGGAGUGUCUUCAACGUUACCACUCCAUAUACAAGUGGAAUCAACAGCAACGUAACAUCAAGGUGGGAGACAUGGUCCUGAUGACCAAUGAUGAUCUCCCUCCAGCACGUUGGCCACUGGCACGAGUCAUUGUGGUAAGGCCAGGGGCUGAUGGACUAGUGAGAGUCGCAGAACUGCUCACAGCAACCGCAGAGAUCCCAACGAAUCCAGAUGGAUCACCAUCAACGCAGAACAUUCGGGUGCAACGACAUCAAUACACCCGACCAAUAGCAAAACUUUGCUUGCUACCAACGAACCCAACACCAGCAGACCAACAAGAUGACAACUAG